Messenger RNA from Athene cunicularia (burrowing owl), 2159 nucleotides. It is a transcript of the gene GJA3, whose product is annotated as gap junction protein alpha 3. The record is from RefSeq and is a predicted model, not a curated record. The transcript has 2 exons. The coding region runs from base 103 to 1638 and encodes 511 amino acids. Gene Ontology annotation, biological process: cell communication. Gene Ontology annotation, cellular component: connexin complex. NCBI's taxonomy places the organism in Eukaryota, Metazoa, Chordata, Aves, Strigiformes, Strigidae.
AGGUCAAGUGAAGUCAAGAAGAAGUCAAGCGAAGUUUUGCCUGGGAUUUAAGGAGAAGGCUCCAUAGCAGUAAAGUAAGUUUAAGGUUAGAAAUCUGAAACAAUGGGUGACUGGAGCUUUCUGGGGAGACUGUUAGAGAAUGCGCAGGAGCACUCCACGGUUAUUGGCAAGGUUUGGCUGACGGUACUGUUUAUCUUCAGGAUACUGGUGCUGGGGGCUGCUGCUGAGGAGGUUUGGGGAGAUGAGCAGUCAGACUUUACAUGCAACACUCAGCAACCUGGUUGCGAAAAUGUUUGCUAUGACAAAGCCUUCCCCAUUUCUCACAUCCGCUUCUGGGUGCUGCAGAUCAUUUUUGUCUCCACUCCAACCCUCAUCUACCUGGGCCAUGUACUGCACAUUGUACGCAUGGAGGAGAAGAGGAAAGAGAAAGAAGAGCUGAAAAAGAAGGGAAGCAUCAAAGAUGGCAAUUACCCAGGAGCAGCAGUGUCUGGCAGUGGUGGUGGAGGAGGCAGCAAUAACAUCAAGGAUCCUCUUGUCAAAAGGGGGAAGGAGAAGCUUCCGAUCCGUGAUGAACGCGGUAGAAUCCGCAUGGGGGGGGCCCUGCUCCGUACCUACGUCUUCAACAUAAUUUUCAAGACGCUGUUUGAGGUGGGCUUCAUUGUGGGCCAGUACUUCCUGUAUGGCUUCGAGCUAAAGCCAGUGUACCAGUGCAGCCGCUCACCUUGCCCACAUACUGUGGACUGCUUCAUCUCACGGCCCACUGAGAAGACCAUCUUCAUCAUCUUCAUGUUGGUGGUGGCCUCUGUCUCCCUGCUGCUGAACAUGCUUGAGAUAUAUCACUUGGGAUGGAAGAAGCUUAAGCAGGGCAUGACAAGCCGGUACAGCCUUGAGAUGCCUGUUGCAACAAUGACACCAGUCAUGGUAACAGGGGAGUCCAAACCUGUUACCCUGCCACCACCGGCACCACCCGUGGUGGUAACGACUGCUGCACCCCCCCCUGUUCUGCCUGACACCCGCACUGUCACACCGCUGCUGGCCCCGGUGAGCAUGGCACCCUACUACGCUGCAGCUGCUCCAAGACCGCGGCCCCCCUCCAACAUGGCCCCCAUGGCCAGCUACCCUGUUGCUUCUCCAGUUCCUGAGGAGAGACACCGUGCUGUGACUCCCACGCCCAUCUCCACUCCUGUCACCAUACCGACCCCCAUCCCCACACCCACGCCAGCCGUCGUCAACUACUUCAACAGCAACAGCCAUGCCCUGGCAGCUGAGCAUAACUGGGUCAACAUGGCAGCUGAGCAGCCGGAGAAGGUGCCCUCCAGCUCAGCUUGCUCCUCUACCCCCAGCAGUGUCCGGCGUCACCUUCCCGAGCAGGAAGAGCCACUGGAGCAGCUACUCCCACCCCCAGCUGGGCCACCCGUCGCUGCAGCCAACAGCGGCAGCAGCACCAGCCUGAGCGGGGCAAGCGGCAGCAAGUGGGAUGUGGAGGGUGAGGAGGAGCUGUCAGAGGAACGGCCCGUCUCAGCUGCCUGCACCACCGUGGAGAUGCAUGAGCCACCGCUGCUCAUAGACACACGGCGCUUGAGCAGGGCCAGUAAGUCGAGCAGCUGCAGAGCCAGGUCAGACGACCUGGCCGUGUAGCGCGGUCGCCUCUGCUCAGAGGAGCAGGUGAUGGAAGGCAGAGUGGGCAGGGGGGCUGCCCAGGGAGGCUAGGCCUGGCGUGGGUGGGAAGGCCUGGGCUUCAAACUUUGACGCUUGGACGCUUGCUGUUUUUGCACUCUGUGAGUUGUAGUGGGGAAAAAUAUCAACAUUUUCUAAUAGGUCAGGGGUGGCCAAAGCACAGCCUGUGGGCCAGGGGACCAGUCCCACUUUCCUUCUUGUCCAUGGCAGACCUCCCAAGGGCAGCCAUAGGGAAGGCCUGCACAGAUAACAGGUGGGAAUGGUAGCUGGCCACGUGUCCCAAGGCUGACUUUAAUCUGAGAAAAAUGUUAAUAACCCUAGUGCCCAUAUGCCUGGCUGUCAUUUCCCUCUUGCCCUUGCCUUCAUUUCCACCCUUUUUCAUAUAAGCUCUACAUGAGUAGGUGCAAUGACUUAUUUUCUUCCUCUUAAAUCUUACAUAGCCCUAUGGCAAACGUCAGGGUGGCAUAUUGCCUGUUGGCACC